CCCGCGCCCGCUGCCAGCCGAGGCACCCGGCCGGGGCGCGGAGCCGACGCCAGCCAGGUAGGGAUCCUCCUCAAGCACUGCCAGGAUACUCUCUAGGAAGCCAGCGGCCCCGGGGGCAUCCCCAUGUGCCCGGGCAGCCUUGCCGAAGGAUGUUACGCCCUCACCCGGCCGGGAUCCUCCUGGUGCUGCUGCUGUGCCUCCAGGCCCCCUCCGCCCAGGUCACAGACAUCGUCUUUGACAAGUGGAAGGCCUACAGCGAGGAGUGCCACCGCAACAUGAGCCUCCUGCCGCCCCCGACCGAGCUGGUCUGUAACAGAACCUUCGACAAGUUCUCGUGCUGGCCCGAUGCGCAGCCUAACAGCAUUGUCAAUGUGUCCUGCCCCUGGUUCCUGCCCUGGUACGACCAAGUGAAGAAUGGCCAUGUAUUCAAAAAGUGUGGCCCAGAUGGACAGUGGAUAACCAAUCCUGAAGGAAAGACAUUGCGUGACACCCGGCAAUGUGUGAUGGACAACGGGACCAUCUUAGAACAGGAGAAGUUUGCUAGGAUCUAUGGUAGCUUCAAGGUGAUGUACACAGUUGGCUACUCGGUGUCCCUCUGUGCCCUGCUCCUUGCACUGGCUAUCCUGCUGGGCUUCAGCAAGCUGCACUGCAUGCGCAACUACAUCCACAUGAACCUCUUCGUCUCCUUCAUCCUGAAGAACGUCUCGGUGCUCAUCAUCGACAUGCUGCUCAACACCCGCUACAGUGAGGAGAUCGACGACUACAACGUGGGCCUUUGGUUGACGGAUGAGGCAGCAGCAGGGUGUCGGACAGCUACGGUGUUCAUGCAGUAUGGCAUCGUGGCCAACUACUGCUGGCUGCUGGUGGAAGGAAUCUAUCUACACAACCUGCUCGUGCUAGCCGUCUUCUCCGAGCGCAGCUACUUCACCCUCUACCUCUGCAUUGGUUGGGGAGCGCCAAUUCUGUUCAUUGUGCCGUGGGUGACGGUGAAAUUCCUUUACGAAAAUAUCCAAUGCUGGAGUACUAACAAUAACAUGGGCUUCUGGUGGAUCCUGCGGUUCCCCGUGUUCCUGGCCAUCUUGAUCAAUUUCUUCAUUUUUAUCCGCAUUAUUCAGAUCUUGGUCUCCAAACUCCGUGCCCACCAGAUGCGCUACACGGACUACAAGUUCCGGCUGGCCAAGUCGACACUGACACUCAUCCCACUGCUGGGUAUCCAUGAAGUGGUUUUUGCCUUCGUCACUGACGAGCACGCCCAGGGCACGCUGCGCUACGUCAAGCUCUUCUUUGACCUCUUCCUCAGCUCCUUCCAGGGAAUGCUGGUAGCCAUCCUCUACUGCUUUGUGAACAAGGAGGUACAGUCAGAGCUUGCCAAGAAAUGGACGCGUUGGAAGCUUGGCCGGGACAUAGAAGAGGAGUAUAAGCACACGUACAGCCACACGCUCAACAUCCGCAAUGGGAGUGCCAGCACCUGCGAGAAGCACAAGCUGGUCGGGAGCUACCUCAAUGGGCUGGUCCGCAGCCCAGCGACUGUACAGACUAGCACACAGUAUCUGGAGAGGACAGGCUGUAGCGCCAGUGAGAACUUGACGAUGGGUGAGCGGCACCAUUGCUUUGAGUUCCCGGGCACCUUGGAGUUCCACAACACAACCGAGAGCAACUUCUGAAGAUGUCUUACCCAUCUGCUGCUGUCCUGCGGGACUGUUCUCAUUCUUUGCCCUUGAGACAGCCACACUACCCUGGCAGGAGGAUGGCUGCAGUCCGGGACUUGGAGACGCGGCAGGAGGCGUGUAACUGGAAACCCUGCCCUCUGCCAAGCGGCCUGAAGCUGGCAGGAUGCUGCCAAGUCCUUUUCUGGGUGUGAGACACACACGCAAGUCCCCGUGGGACUGCCUGCAUGCGCAGUGCUCCUUGGAGGGGCCCCCACUGAUGCCAAGCAGCCCGGGACAGGGGAGUGCUGAGCCCUCUCAGGGAGCCGAUGGUGGUGCCUGCCAAACAAACCUUGUGCCGGAAGGGGUUUUGUACCACUGCUGGGGGCUGCAAAGGUUUGCAUGGUUUAGGGACUGUGCCAUGAUCAGCACUGUUCAAACUCAGAAUGGCUGAAAGUUUCAGCAUUUUUUUCUUUUCAGAGCUGGCCCUUAUAGUUACAGCAAACAAGCUAAGCAGGUGUCGGCAGUAUUUUCUAAAAUGUUUUAAAAUCACAUAGAAAGGUCUGUGCAUUUUUUCCUCCUGGUCGGGAGGUGGGAUAUAUUCAGAGUUAUCAGCUCUUUCCCCUGUUUCUUUCAUUCUCCCCACCCUCUCUUCCCAAUCCUGGUACUAUCUUGAUGCAAAAUUUGGCCAA
Varanus komodoensis (Komodo dragon) is the source of this 2338-nucleotide messenger RNA. RefSeq names its product glucagon receptor (gene GCGR). Bases 150 to 1664 code for a protein of 504 amino acids. The transcript is spliced from 14 exons. Gene Ontology annotation, cellular component: plasma membrane. NCBI's taxonomy places the organism in Eukaryota, Metazoa, Chordata, Lepidosauria, Squamata, Varanidae. The record is from RefSeq and is a predicted model, not a curated record. Gene Ontology annotation, molecular function: peptide hormone binding; glucagon receptor activity. Gene Ontology annotation, biological process: cell surface receptor signaling pathway; adenylate cyclase-activating G protein-coupled receptor signaling pathway.